This is a messenger RNA of Lutzomyia longipalpis, 1681 nucleotides long. RefSeq names its product probable cytochrome P450 28d1. Bases 71 to 1582 code for a protein of 503 amino acids. Gene Ontology annotation, molecular function: heme binding; oxidoreductase activity, acting on paired donors, with incorporation or reduction of molecular oxygen; monooxygenase activity. Lineage: Eukaryota; Metazoa; Arthropoda; Insecta; Diptera; Psychodidae. The record is from RefSeq and is a predicted model, not a curated record. The transcript has 3 exons.
UUGAGAAAUUUCUUAUGAGGAGUGUCGAUUUUAAUUUUUCUCCCUUCGCGAACGCGUUUUCCUCGCAAUUAUGUUACAAGAAAUAAUUUUCUUUUGCGCGGCAAUUGGUGUUGUUUUCUACGUGUAUAUGACAUGGUACUUUAGUUACUGGAAGAAGAGACAAAUUCCAGCACCACCACCUAAAUUUCUUCUUGGAAAUCUUCCUGGUUCCGUGACACAGAAGAGAAAUUUAACAUACGACGUUGAUGAUAUAUACAGAGAAUACAAAGCUCAAUAUGCUUUUGUUGGAAUAAUUAAUCUCAGACAACCGAAUAUUCUGAUCUUACAUCCGGAUCUAGUCAAAGAAGUAUUAAUUCGGAAUUUUAGUUCAUUCGCAAAUAAUUCAUUUGCCAAUUUCACGGACAAGAAUACAGAUCCAAUUUUUGGGAGGAAUCCUUUCAUCCUUAAAGGCGAUGAAUGGAGGGAGAAACGCGGGGAAAUUACUCCGGCAUUCACAACGUCAAGAAUUGAAACAAUGUAUCCGGUGAUUGAGUAUAUUUGCAAGAGAAUGACAAAGUAUCUGAAAUAUGGGAAUGAACAGCGACGAAUUGGUAUUGAUGCAAAAGAAUUGGCAGCAAAGUAUUCAACGGAUGUCGUUUCAAGUUGCAUUUUCGGCUUGGACGGUGGAUCCUUCAGUGGGGGCAAGGCGAUAAUUCGUGAAAUGGGAAAGACCCUCUUCACGCCAAGUUGGCGAGUUGUUGCGUACUUUGUGGUAGCUCAGAUAUUUCCGUAUUUACGGAAAUUCUACAAAAUUAAAUUCGUCCCGGAUAAUGUUGAGCAAUUCUUCGUGGAUAUCAUGAAGGAUGCCGUCACAUUUAGGCGUCAGACAAAUGUUGAUCGUUUCGACUACCUCCACUACCUUCUUGAGCUUCAGGAUCGCAAAAAGCUCAAUGAAUUGGACAUGGUGGCGCAUGCUAUAACCUUCUUCUUGGAUGGCUUUGAAACAUCCAGUAUUGCUCUACAAUUCACCCUUUACGAACUUGCCAGUAAUAGGCGUGUGCAAGAUAAACUACGGCAAGAGAUAAGGGAUACUCUGACAAAACAUACAGAACUGAGUCAUGAGGUUGUCUCCCAAAUGCCCUAUCUCGAUCAAGUUUUUACCGAAGCUCUUAGGCUCUAUCCACCGAUACCGCUCUUGGCGAAACUCUGUAAUGAAACGACGGAAUUUAGACUGAAAGCCGGUGAAUACCGGACAAUUGAGAAGGACAUGCAAAUCGUUAUUCCCAUCUACAGCCUACACCGUGAUCCUGAGUACUACACUGACCCGGAUAAAUUCAUCCCUGAACGAUUUAAUCCUGAAAAUGGUGGAACAAGGGCAUUUCGCGAUAGGGGAGUUCUAAUUCCAUUCGGUGAUGGUCCGAGGUUUUGCCUUGGACACAAAUUUGCCCUGGCUCAAGUGAAAGCUGCCAUUGUGUCCUUAGUUUCUAAUUUUGAAUUGAGUGUUAAUGCCAAAACCAAAACUCCCAUUGUCCUCGAUCCCAGACAAUUCCUUGCCUAUCACAUAGGUGGGAUAUGGUUAGACUUUAAAACCAUAUCUAGUUGAAGUUUAAAUACAAGAUUUCCAACAAAAAAUCUUUAAAAACCAGUGAUUGUAAAAUAUUCAAAAGGGAUUCCUAAAAAUAAAUUCUACUUUUUAAUUUUA